AUGGCCGUGCCGGCUCCCCACAACAAAGCUUUUGGCCAAGCCUUCCUCUCCGCAGGCCUUGGGGUACUUGCAGCCUCCGAGACCUACCCCCUGCCCAUGAGCAGCUCCAGCUGGGAGCCCCGGCUGGUUUCUCCGUUCCCAUCAGGCCUUUCCACCGGCUCCACAGGGGCCCAAGCCAUGGGUGAGCCCACCGGGCAGGGCCCCAAGAACCCGCACGUGUCCAGCGUGACGGUCCAGCUGGAGAUGAAGGCUCUGUGGGAGGAGUUCAACCAGCUGGGCACAGAGAUGAUCGUCACCAAGGCAGGCAGGAGGAUGUUCCCCACCUUCCAGGUGAAGAUCCUGGGCAUGGACUCGCUGGCUGACUACGCCCUGCUCAUGGACUUCGUGCCCCUGGAUGACAAGAGAUACAGGUGUGGGGGCCACCGGGUGGCUCAUUCCUCCGGAGACUUCAAGUCCUUCGUGUUCACGGAGACCCAGUUCACGGCCGUGACGCCGUAUCAGAACCACCGGAUCACGCAGCUGAAAAUCGCCAGCAACCCUUUCGCCAAGGGCUUUAGAGAGAGUGACCCGGACUCCUGGACUGCAUCUGCACAGCCCCUGCCCAGCGUCCCCGCCCGGAGUCGCAGCAGCCUCGGGCCCUGCCUGCUGAGGGGCUCCGCAGAGCAGGAGAAAGAUCCCAACAAAGCUCCAGCUUCCACCUCCAGGAGCCCUGCUCGGCUCCACCACCAGCUGCUGGCCAGCCCUGAGGCUCUGCUGGCCCCCGCCACCUACCGGGCCCUCGCCUAUCAGGACCUGUACCCUGGAGCCUCAAGCUCUCUUGGAAUCCCAAGGGCCCGGCCAACGCCGUAUCCCCUCCCCAAUAUCCAGGCUGACAGGGAUCAGGGGGGCCUGUCCCUCCCAGCUGGGAUGGGGCUCCUGGCCCCCACUGCCGCGUGCCUGAGGUCUCACCAGGACCCUCAGUGAUGAGGGGUACCCUGUGGACACAGUCCUCUUACCCUGGACCCCACGCCCUCCAGCCUCACCUCUGCAGAGACCCCCGCCUUCCCAAGGAGAGCAGUGAACACAGAA
Myotis lucifugus (little brown bat) is the source of this 1068-nucleotide messenger RNA. RefSeq names its product T-box 10 (gene TBX10). The transcript has 7 exons. Gene Ontology annotation, biological process: regulation of transcription by RNA polymerase II; cell fate specification; positive regulation of DNA-templated transcription. Bases 1 to 963 code for a protein of 320 amino acids. Lineage: Eukaryota; Metazoa; Chordata; Mammalia; Chiroptera; Vespertilionidae. The record is from RefSeq and is a predicted model, not a curated record. Gene Ontology annotation, cellular component: nucleus. Gene Ontology annotation, molecular function: RNA polymerase II cis-regulatory region sequence-specific DNA binding; DNA-binding transcription factor activity, RNA polymerase II-specific.